AUGCGCUUACUCUCCUUAAUUACGUCUAGCAUAUUGCUUGCUAGUACGAGUGCAGAACAAUUCCAGAUCCCAGAAGUACAGAGUGCAGUCAGCUCUGCCCUCAGUCAGUACUCAAAGUACGUGCGCUAUGACGGGCCAACUGGAACUGCAGCUGCGGCCGUCGCAUCGGCCACUGCAGAAGCACAUGCCUUCCAAGCAGCUGCUGUGACUGAUCCAUCGUACUGGCUGGCGGAUAUCGCUCAUCAAGGAUUUGCACCGUAUGCAGGAAGCGGAUACACAGUUUUCAGGAAUGUCAAGGAUUAUGGUGCCGCUGGUGACGGUGUGACUGAUGAUACUGCGGCUAUUAAUAGCGCCAUCAGUGGUGGUGGCCGCUUCGGUCCUUCGUCUGGAGAGACAUCUUCAACCACGCCGGCUAUUAUUUACUUCCCUGCAGGAACAUACGUAGUCUCGUCAUCGAUUAUUGACUAUUACUUUACCCAGCUUAUUGGAAAUCCCAAUUCUCCGGCUAUCCUCAAAGCAACUGCGGGCUUCACUGGUCUCGGUUUGAUUGACGGAGAUGCGUAUCAAUCUAGCGGUAACCAGGGAUGGACUUCAACAAACGUUUUCUAUCGCCAAAUUCGAAAUCUAGUGUUGGAUCUUACUGCUAUCCCAGCAUCCGGUGGAGCAACUGGUAUCCACUGGCCUACGGCCCAGGCCACAAGUCUACAGAAUGUGGAAAUUCGACUCAAUGCUGACGCUGGUACACAAGCCCAGGGUAUCUUCAUCGAAAAUGGCUCUGGUGGGUUUCUCACCGAUGUCACUAUUACUGGUGGCCUCUACGGCCUAAAUAUCGGUAAUCAGCAGUUCACCAUGCGAAAUGUCACCAUUUCUAACGCUGUGACUGCCAUCAGCCAAAUCUGGAAUUGGGGCUGGACUUACACAGGCCUUACCAUUGUUAGCUGUAAUACUGCCUUCGACUUUUCUAUUGGCGGGUCCUCUGCAAUUGCCGCAGGAUCAGUCACAAUCAUCGAUAGUACCAUUAGCAAUACUGCCACCUUUAUCAAAACAGCAUGGACUACUAGCUCCUCUCCUGCGGGUGCAGGGAAUCUUAUCAUUGAGAACGUGGUCUUGAACAAUGUACCAACUGCGGUUCAAGGCCCGAGCGGCGUUUACUUGGCUGGUGGUACCACAACAAUCUCCAGCUUCGGUCAAGGUCAUGCAUAUACACCAUCAGGUCCCAAUACUUUGAAUGGUGCUUUUGACGCAGCACCACGACCUUCCGCGCUUUUGCAUGCCGGUUCAUCCAAUUAUUUCACCAAGAGCAAGCCGCAAUACGAGUCUUACGGAACGGAUAGUGUGGUAAGCAUGCGCAGCUCAGGAGCAAAAGGUGAUGGCGUUACCGAUGACACCGCCGCCAUUCAGGCUGCGAUUAAGUCGGCCGCAUCUUCGGGAAAGAUAGCUUUCUUUGAUUAUGGUAUUUACCUUGUUACCGAUACCAUUUAUAUCCCCCCCGGCUCUCGAGUAGUCGGUGAGGCGUAUCCCUCUAUUAUGGGAAGUGGCAGCAAAUUUACCAACAAAGAGGCCCCUUAUCCGAUCGUGCAAGUUGGUAAGAGUGGAGAUUCGGGAAGCAUCGAAGCUUCUGAUAUCAUUGUCAGCACCCAAGGUGGCGCAGCUGGCGCUGUUCUGAUCGAGUACAACCUCAACGGAGCCCAAGGAUCCGGUCUUUGGGACGUUCAUACUCGUAUUGGUGGCUUUACGGGCUCUAACUUGCAAGUCGCCAACUGCCCGAAGUCUGCAGCAGUGCGUGAUACUUGCGAAGCAGGCUUUUUGUCUCUGCAUGUCACGAGUUCAGCAAGUAACGUUUACCUGGAGAACAACUGGUUUUGGACAGCCGAUCAUGAUAUUGACGAUCCUUCCAACACUCAAAUUUCAGUUUAUAGUGGUCGCGGGGCCCUGGUUGAAGGUAGCAAUAUUAUCAUGUAUGGAACCGGCGUCGAGCACCAUCAACUUUAUCAGUACGAGUUUUCCGGUGCAUCCAAUGUGAUGGCCGGAUUUAUCCAGACCGAAACGCCUUACUACCAACCACAACCAGAUGUCAAAUCAGGUCCUUAUGCGUACAAUGCAACCCUUAAUGACCCGGACUAUAGUACUUGCCUCCCAGGCAACUGCGAUGCUCUAGGAUUGUACGUCACCAACAGUCACUCAGUCUACAUAUACGGAGCUGGUCUAUACAGUUUCUUCAACGAUUACAGCACAACCUGCUCGAACGCUGGUAACGGGGAGGCCUGUCAAAGCGAGAUUUUCCGUGUAGAUGGAUCAACAACUGGAUUGAGGGUGUAUACUCUCAACACUGUUGGAGUAACCAAUAUGGUUGAAGUGGAUGGUACCAGCAAGGCCGUAUACUCCGAUAAUAUCAGUGUCUAUACCGACGGACUCGCGCUGUUUACAUACAACUAAAUCAGCUCCGGUAUUUG
This is a messenger RNA of Talaromyces stipitatus ATCC 10500, 2453 nucleotides long. Its product is annotated as exo-beta-1,3-glucanase, putative. Lineage: Eukaryota; Fungi; Ascomycota; Eurotiomycetes; Eurotiales; Trichocomaceae. The coding region runs from base 1 to 2436 and encodes 811 amino acids. Gene Ontology annotation, molecular function: polygalacturonase activity. The transcript has 4 exons. The record is from RefSeq and is a predicted model, not a curated record.